AUGGAUAAUUCUUAAAAUUUACAAACUCUAUUAGUCAAUCUAGAGCAAGAUGUUGGUUAUGAAAAGAUUCGAAAAUAUGGCCGAACUUAUGGAUUUCAUAAUAUGUAUGCUCAAUUCAAUAAUAAUAAAUAGAUAUUUUAGAAAAUAAAUAUGGAUUAAACUAUUAGGAAUCGAUUAGCAAUUGUAAUACAAUGAAAGUUAAAAAUGCCUACAACAUGAUCAAUUAUUAAAGGAUGUCAAUCGAUCACUGAAUACUAUUUCUUAAAUCAAAAACUUUAAAGAAAUGUAUAUCCUUUUUUUUAAAUAUAGAGAUCAAUUAAGAAAAUGUUUAAUGGAAGUAUUAGAUACCAUUUUCAGCCAGCAUCCCAAUUACUCUUAUUAUCAAGGCUAUCAUGAUGUGGUCUCUAUUUUAAUACUUGUUUUGGGAGUGGAAUAAGGCUACAUAGCUGCUACUUAUGCUGCCUAAAAUUUCUUUAAAGAUUAUUUAGACUAAGAGUUAGCAACUACAAUCACUCCCCAAUAUUUAUUCAUCAGAAAUCUCUUAUUACGAUAUUCCAGAGACAAUUCAAAUCAAAAACUCAGAUAAAUAAUGUUAAUAAUUGAGCAUCCUACUUGUGUCAUUCCAUGGAUUCUAACGUGGUUUUCUCAUUCAUUAGAAAAUAUAAAUGAUAUUUGCAGAAUUUGGGAUUUCCUUCUAUGUUCUAAAUAAAGUACAAUUCUUUAUGUCUGUGCUGCAUUUAUAGCCAUUCAUCAUGAUAAUAUAGAUGUUAGAAAUGAAGAUGAUCUUAUUGGUGAGUUUCAAGAGUUUUUCUAAAAUCUUAAUAACAAAGACCGAAUCCAAAACCUUAAACUAGAGAUGGUCUUAUAAUUAGCAAGAACUUUAGAAACUUAAUAUAAAUUUGAACUUAUUUGUGAAUAAGAACAUAUCUAGUUCUCUUAAAAGUUUUUAAAUAAUUUAAUAUUAGAUCUAUUGUAUAUUAGCAUAACUUCAAAUCCCAAUUAUCAUAUUACUACUCUCUAGAACAACUAGAAAAUUCAAUCAAAAAUAAAGUAUCCCGUUUCAUGUAUGGCAAUUAAGACAUCAUAAUAAAUUUAGGGGGAAUCGCUUUAAGUUUUCUUAUCCAAUAUUGUAUAAUUAAGAAAUGA
Paramecium sonneborni is the source of this 1146-nucleotide messenger RNA. NCBI's taxonomy places the organism in Eukaryota, Ciliophora, Oligohymenophorea, Peniculida, Parameciidae. The record is from the annotation of a GenBank genome assembly.